GGUGGUUGUUUUGGAUCCGACACGGCUGGCGCUUGAGCGGGCUGCUGAGGGGAACAGACAGCGGCAACCAUGGGGGUGCCCAAAUUCUACCGGUGGAUCUCGGAGCGGUAUCCCUGCCUCAGUCAGGUGCUGAAGGAGCAUCAGAUUCCAGAAUUUGACAACUUGUACCUGGACAUGAAUGGCAUAAUUCAUCAAUGCUCACACCCUAACGAUGAUGAUGUUCACUUCAGAAUCUCCGAAGACAAGAUCUUUGCUGAUAUAUUUCACUACUUGGAAGUACUGUUUCGUAUUAUUAAGCCAAGAAAGGUGUUUUUUAUGGCAGUUGAUGGAGUGGCUCCAAGAGCGAAAAUGAACCAACAACGUGCCAGACGUUUUAGGUCAGCAAAAGAGGCAGAGGACAAAGUUAAAAAGGCAUUGGAAAAAGGAGACGUUCUUCCCACAGAAGCAAGAUUUGAUUCCAAUUGCAUUACACCAGGGACUGAGUUCAUGGCCAGAUUGCACGAACAUCUGAAGUAUUUUGUAAACAUGAAGAUUUCUACAGACAAAUCUUGGCAGGGAGUAACUGUCUACUUAUCAGGACACGAGACUCCAGGAGAAGGAGAACAUAAAAUUAUGGAAUUCAUUAGGUCAGAGAAAGCAAAACCUGACCAUGAUCCAAAUACAAGGCACUGUCUGUAUGGUUUAGAUGCUGACUUGAUUAUGCUUGGACUAACAAGCCAUGAGCCAAAUUUCUCCCUUUUAAGAGAAGAGGUCAGAUUUGGUGGCAAAAAGUCACAAAGAGCAUGUGCUCCUGAAGAAACCACUUUUCAUCUUUUGCACUUGUCAUUAAUGAGAGAAUAUAUUGACUAUGAAUUUUCACCAGUUAAAGACAAGCUCCAAUUUAAAUAUGAAGUUGAAAGCAUAAUAGAUGAUUGGAUCUUAAUGGGCUUUCUUGUGGGAAAUGAUUUUAUCCCUCAUCUACCUCAUAUGCAUAUUAACCAUGAUGCACUGCCAUUACUUUAUAGAACAUACAUGUCUGUAUUGCCUGAUCUUGGAGGUUACAUUAAUGAAAAUGGGCACCUCAACUUACAGCGUUUUGAGAAAUACCUUACAAAAUUGUCAGAUUUUGAUCGUGAACACUUCAGUGAAAUCUUUGUAGAUCUCAAGUGGUUUGAAAGCAAAGUGGGCAAUAAAUACCUGAAUGAAGCUGCUGGCAUUGCAGCUGAAGAAUCAAAAAAGCAAAAGAAACGCAAGGCUCAGGAAAAUGCUACGUUCUUGGCUGCUUUAGAGAACACUGACAAUGGGGUUGUAGCAACUUCUAAAACUGUAUUAGAGGAUGAGCCAGAAGAUGAUGAUUUGUUUGAGACAGAAUUUAGGCAGUACAAAAGAACAUACUAUAUGACGAAGAUGGGUGUAGAAGUAGUUUCAGAUGAUUUUCUGGCUAAUCAGGCAGAAUGUUACACCCAGGCAAUACAGUGGAUAUUACAUUACUACUACCAUGGGGUUCAGUCGUGGAGCUGGUACUAUCCCUACCAUUAUGCACCUUACCUAUCAGAUAUGCACAAUAUCAGUAAACUGAGGAUUCAGUUUGAUUUAGGAAAACCAUUCAUGCCAUUUGAACAACUUCUUGCAGUACUUCCAGCAGCUAGUAAAGAUCUGCUACCUAAAUGCUACCAGCAUUUGAUGACCAGUGAAGAGUCUCCCAUUAUUGAAUAUUAUCCGACAGAAUUUAAAACUGAUCUAAAUGAAAAGCAACAAGAUUGGGAAGCUGUAGUGUUAAUCCCAUUUAUUAAUGAGAAACAAUUGUUAGAAGCCAUGGAACCUUGUAGUAUGUUGUUGGCAAAAGAAGAAAGGCAAAGAAAUAGGCACAGUGAGUGCUUGAUGUACUUGUAUGACAGAGAUACAGAAUUCCAAUAUUUAUCACCGUGGCCAGAGAAGUUCCCUUCCAUAGAAAGGUGUCAUAUAAGGCAUAAAGCUAUAUCUUUGGAUACUUGGCAUGUAGAUAUAUCCCAUAAUAAAAUAACUAAAGUGGAUUUAGGGAAGCUGUAUUUCUGUGGCUUUCCUACUUUGAAGCACAUUAAACAUAAGUUCUAUCUUAGAAAAAGUGGGGUACAAGUAUUUCAGCAGAGCAGCCAUGGAGAAAAUAUGCUGUUAGAAAUAACAGUUGAUGAUGAAGAGUCAAAGGAACUGAGUGUAGAAAAUGUUGCCAGUCUGGUGCUAGGGAAAUCGGUUUUUGUAAAUUGGCCACACCUGGAGGAAGCAAGAGCUGUCGCUGUAUCAGAUGGCGAAACAAAGUUUAAUUCAGAAGAGCCUCCUGGAACACAUAAACUUUAUACAGAAAAUGCUGUGCCACCGACUAAAGUAUCAUAUGUUGGAGAUAAAGAGCGGAAUACAUGGAUAAAAGAAAUCCAGGGGAUCUCAGAACACUACCAAAGAAGAAAAGGUAUCAUUAUAAAUGAGACCUCUGUAAUUAUAUAUGCACAGUUACUCACUGGGCGUAGAUACCAGUUGAAUCAAGGUGGCAAAGUAUGUUUGGAGAAACAGUGGUCCAAGCAAGUUCUGCCUUUUGCAUACCAAACAAUUGUCAAGGAUAUAAAAGCUUUCGAUUCCCGCUUCUCUAAGAUCAACACUUUGGAUGACCUAUUCCCUCUUGGAUGUACCGUCUUCAUGCUGGGAACACCUUACUAUGGGUGCACAGGAGAAGUUCAAGAUUCAUGUGAUGUGAUCUCAGAAGGUAGAAUUCGUGUUGUUUUCAGUAUCCCAUGUGAACCUCAACUGGAUGCCUUAAUACAGAAUCAGCACAAAUAUUCUGUGAAGUACAAUCCUGGGUAUGUUUUGGCUUCCCGUCUUGGUAUAAGCGGCUAUCUUGUGUCUAGGUUUACCGGAAGCAUUUUUGUUGGACGAGGAUCCAGGAAAAGUCUGCAUGGAGACCAUAAAGCAAAUGUGGGGCUGAACCUAAAAUUCAAUAAAAAGAAUGAAGAAGUCCCUGGAUAUACUAAGAAAGUUGGAAAUGAGUGGAUGUAUUCUUCUGCAGUAGAACAACUCCUUGCUGAAUAUUUAGAAAGGGUCCCAGAACUUUUCAGCUACGUAGCGAAAAACAGUCAAGAAGAUAUAUUCUAUGAAGAUGAUAUUUGGCCUGGUGAAGAAGAGAAUGGUGCUGAAAAAGUUCAAGAAAUCGUUGCAUGGCUAAAGGCUCAUCCUGUUAGCACUCUUUCUCGUUCUUCUUGUGAUUUACAAAUUCUGGAUGCUGCUAUUGUUGAGAAGAUUGAAGAAGAAAUAGAAAAGUGCAAGCAAAGAAAAAGUAAUAAGAAAGUACGUGUGACUGUGAAACCCCACUUGUUAUACAGACCUUUAGAACAGCAGCAUGGAACCAUACCAGACCGAGAUGCAGAAUAUCGACUGUUUGACCGUGUUGUAAAUGUAAGAGAGAGCUUUUCAGUUCCCAUUGGUCUUCGUGGUACCAUAAUUGGAAUUAAAGGAGCCAGCAGAGAAUCUGAUGUGCUAUAUGAAGUACUGUUUGAUGAAGAGUUUCAUGGAGGCUUAACACUCAGGUGCUCACCAGCCAGAGGGUACCGCAUGCCAGCCAGUGCCUUAAUUAAUCUUUCUCAUGGCCAUCGGUCUGAAACAGGAAACCAGAAGCUAACAGCCAUAGUUAAACCCCAGCCAGCUGUGAGUCCCUACAGCUCAUGUUCACCUGAAUCAUGUUCUGUAUCUUCGCAAAAAGCACAUCUAGGAGGCCUCAACCAUUCCCCUCGUUCCCUCUUUGUUCCAACUCGAGCUCACAAUAAGCAAGAUGAUGAAUUUUGCAGCAUUUGGCAAUCGUUGCAAAGCUCUGGAAAAUCUCAGCCUGCCCAGCAAAACAGACAUGAGAAGGGUGGAAUUGUGCCUCAGUAUAUAAAGCUAAAUGCAAGUGGCCAGUUCUGUAAACCAGGCUUCAAUGAGAGUAGCUUCAAAGGCCAGCAAAGAAAGCAAGAGUCAUUUAAAAAAUUAAAAGAAGAUACUAAAGGUCCAAGAAAUGAAGGUGAAUCACAUAAAAUAACAAAUAAACCAAAUGGAUCUGAAAUUGAAAGCCUUUUGGCAUCUUUGAAAAUUUCCAAAGAAAAAGAAGUGCAAUCCACUUAUUCCAAGGAGCCAACAAAUGAAGAACACCUGUCUCCUCAGUCUUUUGCUAUGAAAGGAACCCAGAUGCUCAAAGAAAUUUUGAAAAUAGAUAGUUCCGACACAGCAGAAACUAAGCCAGUGAUUAAUGAAGCUUCUACUACAACUUGUAAGCAGGAUUCUUAUGGACCUGCCUCACAACAAAGACAUACAAAAAAGAUGGCUGCUUUCAUGAACAAAUCUCCAAUCGCAGGAGGGCCUCAGAACACUCACAGCAUGGAAGCCGGAGGCCACCCUCUCUUUGGAUCACCAGGCCCAUUAUCUGCCCCAGUGUCUGAGCUUUCUCGUAUCUGUUCUCUUGUUGGAAUGCUGCCACCAGAGUUCUCGUUUCUCAGAACUCCACAGACAAUGACAGUUUGUCAGGUGAAGCUGUCAAAUGGCUUAUUAAUACACGGACCUCAGUGUCAUUCUGAAAAUGAAGCCAAAGAGAAAGCUGCACUUUUUGCUUUACAACAGUUGAGCUCUGUUGGGAUGAACUUCCCUUUGCCACCACCUCCAGUAUUUCCAAAUUAUCAGCAGAUGGGAGCCCUUGUACCACCCGGAUCCAUUCCUCCAGUCUUCACUCAGCACACUGCUAAUAUAUUUCCUUCACCAUCUCAUGCAUUUGGCCCAGUGCCAUGGGGAGCACCAAUGCCAGUUCAUGGCAAACCUUAUUAUCCUGGCGCAUAUCCUGGCAAUAUGCCACUAGCAGGCACUGUUCCAGUUGGCACACACAACCAGUUUAUACCUUUGCAGGUAACUAAAAAAAGGGCUGCUAGCAAGAUACAUUUUGACUCUAAGGAUUUCUCAGGUACACUUCAAGAUGUGCAAUUAAAGAAUGAACAGCCAGUGUCUUCUAACACCACAAAACUGAAUCCACAGGAUGCUGCUUCAGAUCCUUUAAGAUGUCCUCAAGCUGCUCAAAGAUGUCCUCAAGCUGCUCAACCCAUACUUUCUUUUCAAGAGAAAAUGGCUUCUCCAAGUCCCAGUGCAUCUCAUAAAAAAUCAACACCAAAUGUUUCCAUCAAGCGAAAGCCAAGAAAAUUGGCCGUCAAUUUUGGUGUAUCCAAAUCUUCAGAAUAAGUAUGGUCUCUUUUGAUCUGAUACAGUGACAAUAGAAUUUAACUAUUGUGGUGCUGCCAGGUUUGGUUUAUGUUGAUUUAUUUGUUGGAGUUAUGCCAAAGCAGCAUAAGAGCUCAGAACACUGUGCAGAAUUAUCGUCUUAUUGUAAGUCUUAACUAAAAUGGCACCAUGAAUGAAUCAUUGACAGAGAAAUGCAGAGUAAAUGCUUCAGAGAUUAUUUAUAUAAUAGUAUAAAUGUGAAUACGUAAAGAGGCACCCACAUAAUUUACAAGUUAUAGUUUGGCAAAGGCUGCUAAUUAACCAUCACAUAGUUUCCACUGCAGAUGGAGAACGGUCCCUAAAAUAAAAAUUCUUUCACAGGCUCUAGUACUUUGUUCUGUAACAAUAUAUAUACACACUGAAUCUGGGUAUAUACAAUCAUGACUCUUAAAAUAAUGUAGUUUUGUAAGUCUGAGUAAUCUUCUCUAGUAUUCAAAGUUUGUGUGUGUGUCUUUAGGCUAGUAGGUUUGAAUUUUACAGUUUUCUUAGGAAGAUGGCAGACAGCACAGUCUCACUCAAAGACUCAACCCUUACCUUGGUUCUGCUGUGCUGUCUUCCUGUAAUCUAAUUUUUUACAAUACCAUCCAUGUUUUUAUGUUCUGUAGAAGUGUAAAGUAUUAAGGUGAAGGGGUACCAUUCUACGAGCAAGCUUCAAUGUUUAAAGAGUCACAAUCUUAAGGCUUUUCCUUUGUUGUUGGCAGAUAGGCCUCCUCACUCCAGGUAUCACACCUUACUUUUAAAGAGCAGAGAUUAAUCUCCAUGUGGGGAAAAUGUCUGUGAGUGAAUAUUUAUCCUGGGGUAAUAUAUCUAGCACCUAAGUGUCCCAGUGUGUGAACUCAAUACAGAAAAGGUACUAGGACCAUUUCUUGCGAGAUAAUGGGAAAGCUCUUUUCAGAUAUGCAGAUAAUUUUUAUAUCACAAAUAAUUCCAUCAUUCUAAGUUAAAAGGUAAAGUGCAUUGCAAUAGGGGAAUUAGCCAUCUACUAUGUAACUCAGUACACAAUCCUUAGCCAAAGGGAAAAGUCCUUGAGUCCCAUUGAUUUAAAUUAUAGAGUAAAAGUAAAUGCGUAAUACUGCCAUGGAGUUUAAUGGAAUGUGAAGUCACUUAAGUUGGCUGGAUCAUUCUAGGGUUGUCAGCCCCCAGGUAGGGGUGGGGAUGCCUCGUCCUCAGCUUCU
Molecule: messenger RNA, 6413 nt
Organism: Gekko japonicus
Lineage: Eukaryota; Metazoa; Chordata; Lepidosauria; Squamata; Gekkonidae
Gene: XRN1
Product: 5'-3' exoribonuclease 1
Exons: 42
Coding region: 70-5199 (1709 amino acids)
Biological process (GO): nuclear-transcribed mRNA catabolic process; rRNA catabolic process
Cellular component (GO): nucleus
Molecular function (GO): RNA binding; 5'-3' RNA exonuclease activity
Source: RefSeq, a predicted model, not a curated record